Gekko japonicus is the source of this 3032-nucleotide messenger RNA. RefSeq names its product cadherin 15 (gene CDH15). Gene Ontology annotation, molecular function: calcium ion binding; cadherin binding. The record is from RefSeq and is a predicted model, not a curated record. Gene Ontology annotation, cellular component: adherens junction; plasma membrane; catenin complex. The transcript is spliced from 14 exons. Lineage: Eukaryota; Metazoa; Chordata; Lepidosauria; Squamata; Gekkonidae. Gene Ontology annotation, biological process: cell morphogenesis; adherens junction organization; multicellular organism development. The coding region runs from base 82 to 2430 and encodes 782 amino acids.
CUCUGCGUGUGGGAAGGAGGGGACAACGGCUGCCCAGCUCAGAGACCUGCCCGAGGCACCAGACACCACCAGCCGGCCAAGAUGGGCGCCCCUUCCUCUCUUGCCACUUUGCUCCUGGCAAUGCUGUGGGCACAGGAUGUCAGCUGCUCUGUGGGGGCCGUUCCUGCUGCCCCGGUCCUGCACCUGUGGCAGCCGCAGGCCGGAGCGGGAAGGGUGAAGCGGGCCUGGGUGAUCCCGCCCAUCAGCGUGUCCGAGAACCACAAGCGGAUCCCUCACCUUCUGGUGCAGAUUAAAUCUGACAAGCAGCAGCCCGGGGGGGUCAUCUACAGCAUCAAGGGGCCCGGCGUGGACGAGGAGCCCUGGGGGGUCUUCUCCAUCGACAAGCUCACCGGGAAAGUCUACCUCAACACUAUGCUGGACCGGGAAAAGAACGACCACUUCCGGCUCAAGGCCUUUGCGCUGGACCUGGGCGGAGUGACCCUGGAAGACCCCACCGAUCUGGAGAUCGUGGUCAUGGACCAGAACGACAACCGGCCACUCUUCCGGCAAAACGUGUUCUCUGCGCACGUGGUGGAAGGAGCAGUCCCAGGUACCUUCGUGAUGAAGGCCGAAGCGACGGAUGCAGACGACCCCGAGACUGACAACGCGGCGCUGAGAUAUUCCAUCUUGGAGCCUGCCGUGAAUGGCGUCUUUGAAAUGGAUGAGCUCUCUGGGGAGAUACGGACGGCUCAAGUCCGACUUGACCGGGAGGUCGUUGGCGUUUACAACCUGACCCUCCAAGCGGCUGACAUGUCUGGGGAGGGGCUCACCACCACAGCAAGCGCAGUGAUCCACGUCGACGAUAUCAAUGACAACCCCCCUGAGUUCUCUGCAAAGGAGUUCCUCCUGGAGGCCCCGGAGAACAAGGAGGGCGUGGUCGUUGGGCGGCUGAUGGUGCAAGACAAGGACCUCCCCGGCUCCCCCAACUGGCUGGCCAAGUUCACCAUCCUGGAAGGGGACCCCGAGGGUGCUUUCGCCAUCCAGACGGACCCCCACACCAACGACGGCAUCGUCUCUCUCGUGAAGGCCCUGGACCACGAGCGACGGGACCGUUUUGAGCUGCUCGUCUCCGUCCAGAACCAAAGUCCCCUGGAACUCUCUGCCCCGAAGGCUGCCAGGGCUUUGGCUACCGUGCGGGUGCGGGUGCUGGAUGCCAACGAAGCCCCCUUCUUCCGGGAGAAUCCCUGGAGGGGGAGGGUGGACGAAGGGGCGCCCCCUGGCACUGAGAUCACCGUCUACCGCGCAAGCGACCCUGACACCCACCAGGCGCAGGAGCUCAGGUACUCGCAGGCCUCCAACCUGGACAGCUGGCUCCAAGUCGACGCCGAGUCUGGCCUGGUGCGCACACGCGAGACGGUGCCUCCCCGGGCAACCUUCCCAGAGGGGUGGUACACCACACAGAUCCUGGCCUGUGACAAUGGAAGCCCCCCCCUCACAGCCACAGGGACCCUCUCCAUUGAAGUGGUGGAGGUCAACGACCAUGCGCCGCUCCUGCUUCCAGGGUCUGGGGAGCUGUGCCAGCAGGGGGGCAGCCUGGUGCUGAGCGCCACCGACCAGGAUCUGGCUCCCCACGCCGAACCCUUCCGCUUCCGUUUUGGCACCAGCGGGACCCCUCUGGCCCACAACUGGAGCCUCAGUCACUCCAACGCCACCCACGCAUUGCUGCAGCCCCGGGGAGAAGUGGCCGAAGGGCUCCACAUCCUGCCCGUCCUCGUCAGCGACUCGGGGCGCCCCCCGCGGGAGCGGGAGCAGCUGCUGAACGUGUCCGUGUGUGCCUGCAACGAGGAGGGCGCGUGCCAGGCCCGUGCCGCAGCCGUGGUGGGCACCGUGGCCGGCCUCAGCUUCGGGGCCCUGCUGGUCAUCCUGAGCAGCGCUGCCCUACUCCUGGUGCUGGUGCUGCUAGUGGCCGGCUUGGAGCACUCCCGCCGCCGGGCGUUCCGCAAGAGCCUGCUGGGUGGCUCGCAGGAUGAUUUUCGGGACAACGUCCUCAACUACGACGAACAGGGAGGAGGCGAAGAGGACCAGGACGCCUAUGACAUCAACCAGCUGCGCAACCCAGACCUCCUGUUCUCUCCUCCCUCCCCCCGGAUCAAGCCCCCCCUCCGGAAGGACCAUCCCUACGGCUACAGCUUGCCUCAGUAUCCUCGCCGGGUGCCUGCCGGCCCUUCGGACAUAGAAGACUUCAUCAAUGAGGGUCUGGAAGUGGCCGAUGCCGACCCCGGCGUGCCUCCCUACGACACCGCCCUCAUCUACGACUACGAGGGGGACAGCUCAGCCGGCGGGUCCCUCAGCUCCAUCCUCUCCAGCUUGGAGGACGACGAUCAGGAUUACGACUACCUCAACGAGUGGGGGCCGCGCUUCCGGCGCUUGGCGGAGCUCUACGGCCAGUAAGGAGAAGCCACGGAGGAGGAGGGAGGGAGGUGGGGAGAGACAGUUUGAUGAGGGGUGCCGAGACCAGACACCGUGUGGACAUCCCAGGAGCCACGGCAAAGCCCGGGACUUCACCGACAACCCCAGACAGGCUGCAGCCAUCUUCUUUCCUGGGGCCCUGGCUGGGUGUGAAACCGGACCCUCCUCCCUGUGCAGGAACAGCUCCAGAGGUCCCCACUUCCUGCAGGCAACAGCCCCCACCCUCUGGGUGGGGGGCAGCCGUGGGCGCACCGGAAGCAGACCUCCUUGGGUGUCAAGACCAGUGCCAGGGAGGGAAAGACCUGAUGCCUUCAGGGGACCAGACGUUGGCCAAGGCACUGCAAAAAGAGCAGAGCAACCCCCCCCCCAUGGGAAUGGAGAUGGGGGGAGCAUUUCUUGCCACCCGGACAAAAGAGAGUGAGGGGCUGCAGGUGGAUCAGCAAACAAAGAGAUGGUCUCAGUCCAGAGAACUUACAAUAUAUGAAUCAUGCAACUGUGAUAAAGAAGCAUUCGCAAUUUUUUAUCUAAAGAUGUUAUAAAGGUAAAGGUUCCCUUGCUCGAAAGCCAGUCGAAUCUGACUCUAG